Molecule: messenger RNA, 1779 nt
Organism: Periophthalmus magnuspinnatus
Lineage: Eukaryota; Metazoa; Chordata; Actinopteri; Gobiiformes; Gobiidae
Gene: foxf2b
Product: forkhead box F2b
Exons: 2
Coding region: 220-1332 (370 amino acids)
Biological process (GO): animal organ morphogenesis; regulation of transcription by RNA polymerase II
Cellular component (GO): nucleus
Molecular function (GO): DNA-binding transcription factor activity, RNA polymerase II-specific; RNA polymerase II cis-regulatory region sequence-specific DNA binding
Source: RefSeq, a predicted model, not a curated record
CGGAGGAGUCGUGCGUAACUGGAGACAGAUUUCACUCCAUUUUGCGCUGGGACUGUGAGGACCACUGGCGGUGCAUCAUUCUCUGUGCAGACUGGACUCAACAAGAAGGAUACUGGACUCUCGACCCACGUCUCUCCCUUAAAUUUCUUAUCAUCCAGCAAUCGAUUCUUUUUGUUUCCCUCUUUUCUGUACAUUACGCCUUAGUGCGUCAGCGCUGUCAUGACCACAGAGACCCCUCAACAGCAGCUGGAUCCUCCUCAUCGAUCGAGCCCGUCCACGGGAGUGUUGCACCCCGCCAUGCUGAGCCCACAAGCCGCUUCAGACAGCCCCUCCGUGGUCAAAGGUAAAAAGUCCAGUUCAGGGCUGCGGCGGCCGGAAAAGCCCCCUUACUCCUAUAUCGCGCUCAUCGUCAUGGCAAUCCAGAGCUCUCCGAGCAAACGGCUAACUCUCAGUGAAAUAUAUCAGUUCCUGCAGGCUCGGUUCCCCUUUUUCCGUGGCUCGUACCAGGGCUGGAAAAAUUCCGUGCGCCACAACUUAUCUCUGAACGAGUGUUUUAUCAAACUGCCCAAAGGCUUGGGCCGUCCAGGUAAGGGCCACUACUGGACCAUCGACCCCGGCAGUGAGUUCAUGUUUGAGGAGGGCUCGUUUCGGCGCAGACCACGGGGGUUCAGGAGGAAGUGCCAGGCUCUCAAGCCCAUGUACCGCAUGAUGAACGGCAUAGGGUUCGGGACGUCCAUUCUGCCACAGAGCUUUGACUUCCAGCCGCAGUCCAGCCUAUGCCCCAGUAACGGCUACGGCCUGGACAUGAUGAACAGCUCAAUGAGCGGCGGAUACGACCACCACGUGGCCCACAUGUCACCGAGCCCCGGGUCCACGUACAUGGCCAGCUGUCCAGUGCCGCCCAGCGGUGACUACGGCGCGGACAGCAGCAGUAGCCCGGUACCGUCUUCCCCCGCAAUGGCCAGCGCACUAGACGGGCACUCGCCAUACACGAGCUCCUCUGCGCACUGGGCGUCAGCCAGCGGCUCUCCGUACAUCAAGCAACAGCCACUGGCCUCCAGCAGCCCAGCAUCCACCGCACUGCACUCUGGGAUGUCACCCUAUUCUCUGGAGCAGAGCUACCUGCACCAGAACCGGGACAGCCACAGCGACAUCUCAGUGGGCAUCCCUCGUUACCAGAGUCACUCCUCUGUGUGCGACAGGAAGGACUUUGUGUUGAACUUUAACGGCAUCUCCUCUUUUCAUCCAUCCGCAUCGAGCUCUUACUAUCACCACCAUCACCACCACCACCCCCAGAGCGUGUGCCAGGACGUCAAACCGUGCGUCAUGUGAGCGCGCGCUUUGUUGGACUUGAAGACAAAUAUCCCCGGGACGCAGUGUGACUGUGACCUGAGGACACACUCCUGAGGACACACUCCUGAGGACACACUCCUGAGGACACACUCCUGAGGACACACUCCUGAGGACACACUCCUGGCCCUGUCCAGGCAUGUUUAUGAAGGACAUCCAAGCGUGCCUUUGCGCCAAAGCCUCUUUACCCGAAUAUGCACCGAACAAACGUGGAUCAACCAACUCCCGGAGCCUUUCAGAAACCACUCUGCCUUUUCCAAGCAGCCUUAAGACACUUUUGUGUUUGCUUUUGUAACAAUUAUCAUAUCUGUAUUUGUGUUUAUUUCUGUAUAGUAACACACGCGACGCUUUCAACGUGAACGGCAUCAAACCUUGCACUUAUUGUAUAACCAUUUGGCAACUUCUGCCCUGUAAACGGUUUCAAUAAAA